This is a messenger RNA of Nothobranchius furzeri (turquoise killifish), 2604 nucleotides long. RefSeq names its product SH3-domain GRB2-like 3b (gene sh3gl3b). The record is from RefSeq and is a predicted model, not a curated record. Lineage: Eukaryota; Metazoa; Chordata; Actinopteri; Cyprinodontiformes; Nothobranchiidae. Gene Ontology annotation, cellular component: glutamatergic synapse; presynapse; cytoplasm. Gene Ontology annotation, molecular function: protein binding. Gene Ontology annotation, biological process: synaptic vesicle uncoating.
AUUCCGGUGGGGUGGGGGGCACCAGAGGCUGUUUGCUACAGAGCACCUGACUCGGGCUGCGGGCAGUCGGAACCCGGUACCGUCACUCCGUGAUGUCUAUCUCCGGGAUGAAGAAGCAGUUCCGCAAAGCCAGCCAGCGUCUGAAUGAGAGGUUGACGGGAGCUGAAGGAACUAGGAUGGACGACGACUUCCAGAAGUUGCAGAAGAGCGUCUCAGUGAUCGACGCCCUGGUGGCUGAGCUGCUGUCCAGAACCACAGAACUCCUUCAGCCAAACCCAGCAUACCGAGCAAAAGUGGGCAUGCUCAGUACCGUGUCCAGGAUAAGAGGACAGGCGAGGGCGACGGGAUACCCACAGACAGAGAGGAUUCUGGGAAACUGCAUGGUGUCCUACGGCCAGCAGCUUGGAGCUGCUUCCGAGUUUGGUGGGGCUCUGACUGAUGUGGGCGGAGCUCUACAGCAGAUUGGACAGGCCAGGGAUGCUCUAAACAUCAUCGUGAAACAGACUUUCAUCGACCCGCUUCAGAAGCUCCAUCACUCAGAGCUGAAGCAGAUCAAGUUCCAGCUGAAGAAGCUGAACAGCCAGCGGCUGGAUCUCGACUAUAAGAAGAGACAACAAGGAAAAGUGGCAGCAGGGGAGUUGCAGCGGGCUUGGGACAAGUUUAGCUGGUCUACAGAGAUGGCUGAGAGGAGCAUGUUUGUUCUGCUGCAGAACGAAGCGGAUCUGGUCAGUCUCCUGGCUGCGCUGAUCUCUGGGCUGCUUGACUUUCACCGAAACACCCAACAUAUCCUGCUGGGUCUCCAUGGCAACCUGCAGGCCAGACUGACUGCUGCCAGUAACAAACCGGAGCGACGGUUCAGGUCCAGAAAGGUCCAAGUCCAAGGAGACCACAACAGCAUUAUCGGGUUGGAUCAUCAGCCCUCAGACCCAGCUUCCACGUCCUCAGGAGAGCGACACCCAGUGGUACCGUCUGGACUCAGCAGGCCCAUCUCCGACAUCACUGACAACAACCUGGUCCUGGACCAGCCCUGCUGCCGGGCCAUGUACUCCUUCCUGCCGAGCCACGACGGUGAGCUGGAGUUCAGCGAAGGCGACAUCAUCCUGCUGGUGCGCCAGGUCGACGCCAACUGGUACGAAGGCUCACUCGGCGCCAGGUCAGGGCUCCUUCCUGCCUGCUAUGUGGAUGUGCUGGUGCCUCUGCCGUUACCAUGACGACGUGUCAUCAGACAUCACCCUUUCACUCCAAUAAUAUGCAAGUUUAUAGUUUCCUGUUUGUCUGGAGGGAGGAGAGGGUUCAGAACCGAUCACAGUACCAGGCUCGGUUCUGAAAAGCCUGUAAAUGAGAACUAAACCAGCAGAACCAGUCAGUGAAGAACAGGGUUCUUCUGCUGGUCCACUCUUGGUUGUUUCAGUUCAUUUGGUUCUGCUCAGCUCUGAUGGUUCCACCGCAUCAUCCCCUCUGAACCUUGGUUCUGUUGUCUGUCUGCUGCUAUGUUUGGAUCCUAGUUCUGACCCGGUUCAGACUUUAGUACCCAGACGUCUUCAUGGUGGGUCAGAACCAGCUCAAACCGUCAGCCCCCACCACCGUGUUGACAGCUGGGAUGAGCUGUUCGGGCUGCAGUGCAUUCUGGGUAAACAUCUUCACUUUGGGACGAUGCGCUAGGAGAAAAAUUUCCAAGCUGAGGCGAUAUGUCAAUGUUUUUUGAAUCAGCUGGUCGAUCUUUCUGAUUGUAAGAACCAUCCUCACUACCUGUUUGAGGUUUUUAGUUUUAGAUGAUGACCCUCUGGUCGACCAGAUGUUCUGCAGGUUUCUUCGUGUGCUAGGAAGUCAGCAGAAGGACUCAGGGUUUUCCAAAUGGAGUCCGAGGCGGGCGGAUCCAGGUUUGAUAUAGAAGGACUUUUAAGAGCUGAUAUUCUCUGGGGGAUUUUAGAAGUUUUCCACUGAAACGUGACGAGUUUCCUCUGUGACACGUUUGGAUUCAUCUGGGAAGAACGAGAGGUUGAGACCUGCAGAAGGAGCUGAGAUUUCCUGAUGUUCUCUCGACCCUAACCGUCCUCUGAGAACCAAGCUGCUGGGCUGAGAAGAUGACUGCUUGUCCAGAAGGUUAGAGGGUUGUAAUGAACAUGUUCAUCAUCAUAACAUGUAACAGGUGUGGUCAGGUGGAUUUACUAAAUCCCACAUGAUGGCUGUUCCUGACGCUUAGGUCCAUGAAUGAGAAGACAUGCAGUAAUCAUGGAUGUCCCUUAAUGAGACGCUUCAGGACACCAGCUGUGUAGAUCUUUGUUUUACACAUGAAGGAAGCAGCUUGUGUGAAUCUAAAAUGUUUUUAUUCAGCAGGACCUUUAAAUCUUUUCCUUUUUCUCCUUCAGGGAAACAUCUGAUUUGUUGUGGGAUGUUUGAUUUUUCUUGGUGUUUUUUAGUGUAAAUUUUUUUAUUUGUACUUUUCUCUGUAGAAGUAAAUUCCUGGAACAUAUCUGACGAGAUCUAAAUGUCUUCUGGGUGACUUUGUAGAGGUUUGGGGGACUUUUGCCUAUAAAUCACUUCAGAUUUUUGCUGUAAAAACUCAGAAUGUUCCUUUUUAAUAAACAGAUUCUUUGAUCCGUA